AUGAGGUGGCUCGGAUUGUUGUGGAAGGCUCCGGGCGGGAUCUUGCAGAAAAGGUUGGACCAUAACUUCGAUCGUCCGGCUGCGGCGACGUCGACCAACACGAGGCAAAGCGACUUGGUGCGGGUGAUGGCGACGUUGAGUCUUUCCGGGCUCUCGAUGAAGUCCGGAUCGGCGGUGGCGGUUCCAUCUGGAGUCUUGUUCCCCAAAAGCUGGGGUGUCGUCGAGUUCUCUUGCUACGUAUCCGGCCUGGGCUUUGUAGUAGGUGAGGAUGUCCACCGACGCCUUUUCUUCUCUUGCCAGCACUCGUGA
Caenorhabditis remanei is the source of this 309-nucleotide messenger RNA. RefSeq lists its product as uncharacterized. The transcript has a single exon. Bases 1 to 309 code for a protein of 102 amino acids. NCBI's taxonomy places the organism in Eukaryota, Metazoa, Nematoda, Chromadorea, Rhabditida, Rhabditidae. The record is from RefSeq and is a predicted model, not a curated record.